AUGGCUUUGCUCCGGCUCCUUCUUCUCCUGCUCCUCGCCCAGCGCGGGCUGGGGGCUGCCGCCGACCAAGGGCAGGCAGUGCGCGGCCGGGAGCGGGCGCUCGGAGGGAAGCAGCCUAUUUACAACCACAUCAAGAGCCGGGAGCCUCUGCCGGCCCCGCGGAGCCGCUCUACGGAGAGCACCAUCUUGGCGCAGCGGCUCGCCGAGGAGGUGCCCCAGGACGUGGCCUCGUUCCUCUACACGGGCGACUCCCGGGAGUUGCGGCGAGCCAACUGCUCCGGGCGGUACGAGCUGGCCAGCCUCGCCGGCAAGGCGCGCUUCACCUCGCACCCCUCUCUGCACGGCGCCCUGGGCACCCUCACCCACGCCACCAACUUACUCAACAUGAUCCUCCAGAGCAAUAAGUCGCGGGAGCAGAACUUGCAGGAGGACCUGGAGUGGUACCGCGCCUUGAUCAGGAGCCUGCUGGAGGAGGACCCAAACAUCUCCAGGGCCGCUAUCACUUUCAGCACGGAGCCUUUCUCCUCCACUCCCCAGGUUUUCCUCCAGGCCAGCAGGCACGAGAGCCAGGUCCUGCUGCAGGACUUGUCCUCCACGGCUCACCGCCUGGCCAACGCCUCCGUGGAAACAGAGUGGUUCCACAGCUUGAAGCGCAAGUGGAGGCCGCAUCUGCACAGGAAGGUCUUAAACACGGGCCCCAAAACUUUGGAGAACAGUUGGAAGAGGCGGGAGAGCUUCACUGCUGAUAAGAACCACAUCAGGUGGUCCUCACCGUACCUGGAGUGUGAGAAUGGGAAUUACAAACCCGGCUGGCUGGUGACUCUCUCGGCGGCUUUCUAUGGGCUGCGGCCAAACCUCCUGCCCGAGUUCAGAGGUGUUGUCAAAGUCGACAUCAAUCUGCAGAAGGUGGACAUUGACCAGUGUUCGAGCGAGGGAUGGUUCUCAGGGACGCACAGGUGUCACCUCAACAAUUCUGAGUGCAUGCCAAUUAAAGGCCUUGGAUUUGUGCUUGGAGCCUACAAAUGUAUUUGCAAGGCUGGAUUCUAUCAUCCCAACAUCUUCUCAGUGAACAGCUUUCAGAGAAAGGAUGCAGAAAAUCACUUUUCUGGCGGUGAAUUGUCAGACGAAGUCUACACCUGCCUGCCCUGCAGAGAAGGAUGUUCUUUCUGCACAGAUGAUACCCCCUGCUAUGCACAGGAGGACAAGUACUUACGGCUGGCUAUCAUCUCCUUCCAAACGCUCUGUAUGCUGCUGGAUUUCAUAAGCAUGCUGGUGGUCUACCAUUUCCGCAAGGCAAAGGUAAACCCGCGUCUUUCACUUCGCCGUUCCUCCUCACGGCGUGUGGAGCUUAUCUUGGGGCUGUAGCCUCCCAUUUUGGGA
Molecule: messenger RNA, 1380 nt
Organism: Cyanistes caeruleus (blue tit)
Lineage: Eukaryota; Metazoa; Chordata; Aves; Passeriformes; Paridae
Source: RefSeq, a predicted model, not a curated record